Molecule: messenger RNA, 1613 nt
Organism: Mycotypha africana
Lineage: Eukaryota; Fungi; Mucoromycota; Mucoromycetes; Mucorales; Mycotyphaceae
Product: Elongator complex protein 4
Exons: 4
Coding region: 115-1554 (479 amino acids)
Biological process (GO): tRNA wobble uridine modification
Cellular component (GO): transcription elongation factor complex; elongator holoenzyme complex; cytoplasm
Source: RefSeq, a predicted model, not a curated record
CAAAUUUAAUUUUUUUUUUUUAUUUCUUCUUUUUUGGUUUCUCUCAGCCGAUCUCCAGCCAUUUUACUUAUUCUUUCAGUUUUGAAGGAGGAUUAGAAAUCAAGCAUCUAGAUCAUGAGCUUCAAAAAACGCAACACAGAUCAACAACCCAAACUACCUUCUGGUACACGACUCAGUGCUUACAACGGUCAAUUAUUAAUUUCUACCGGUGUUCCUUCGUUGGAUGAUAUACUAGGUGGCGGUCAACCCGUUGGCACUGUUAUGCUCAUCAAAGAAGAUCGUGCCACCACAUAUGCUCAGCUCUUACUGAAAUAUUUCCUAGCUCAGGGUAUCAGUUCAGGCCAUCACAUUGCUGUGUCUUCUCUUGAUGAAGAUCCGGAAGAAAUUCUCAAGACGUUAAUGUGGUUGUCCACAAGUGGUGCACAAGAAGAAGAGGAAGAUUUUUUUGAUAAACAGAGGAGUCAUAAAGAUAGUGAGAGAAUGAAAAUUGCGUGGCGUUAUUCACAUUUGAAGCGUUUUGAAACAGAAGUAAGAGCACAACCACCAUCACCUUCACCUGUCCACAACAGUAGCAGCAAUAACAAAAAAAUGAGUAGUCAAGAGGACGGUGACAAAAAAAAAGCUGAAGAACAAUUAGAGCGACCUUAUUGUAGUCAAUUCGAUUUAACUAAAAGGAUACCAGAAGAUGUAUUGGAUGAGGCCAAGCCUAGCAUUUUACGCUGGGAUGAUAACGAUAAUGACGACGAUAAAAUGGAUGAUGACUACCAAGCACUGAUUCAGAGUAUCAAAAAAGUGGUUUUAGAAAAGCAUUUCAGCUCUGCUGUGUCUGUUCCUGCUGGUACUGUCAGAAAUGCGUUAAGAAUUGGUAUUCAUUCGUUAGCAUCACCUUGUUGGAAAAGUAAAUCACCCUAUGAUCUGUUCAAGUUUUGUCAUGCAUUACGGGGUUUAUUACGAUUUUCAUUCGGUACAGCUAUGAUUACUGUGCCUGCUUAUCUCUACGAUGAAGCACCAAAUGUCAUGAAACGGAUCGAACAUAUGGUGGAUGCUGUCAUAGAGAUUGAGUCAUUUGCAGCUGAUCCCGUUCACAGUGAUGCUAUCUAUGUACAAAAUUAUCAUGGCUUUUUCCAUGUCCAUAAGGUGCCCGUGCUAAACUCUCUGCUACCUCCCGGUACUAAACUUUCCGUUCUUUCGGGAGGUGGAUCAAAUGAUUUGGGCUUCAAGUUGCGCCGUAAGCGAUUUACAAUCGAAACCUUCCAUUUACCUCCUGAUGGAGGAGUUGUUACAAGAAGAACUGAGCCGCCUUCUGAAGCUGCGUCUGAAGGAGCUGAUAAAGCUUCGUCGACCAAUGAUUCAGAUAACAAUAUAAAACCAUCAGCGACGUCAUCGUCGUUCAAGAAGAAAAAUACGAGUGACGGUAAAAAGGAGAGACAAGACGAAAAGAAAACUGGUAGCUUGUUUGCUUUGGCUCAAGGCAAUGGGCCCAAGAAAAUUAAUAGAGGAGCAGGUGUGGGAUGUGGCAGUAUGCCUGGUAGAAAUGAUCCCCUUGACUUUUAGUGUGUAAAUAAAUGUAUUGUCUCAAUCUGCAUCUUAAUAAACAAGAUUUAUCUUUCGUG